Molecule: messenger RNA, 2797 nt
Organism: Saccostrea cuccullata (small rock oyster)
Lineage: Eukaryota; Metazoa; Mollusca; Bivalvia; Ostreida; Ostreidae
Exons: 2
Coding region: 466-2757 (763 amino acids)
Cellular component (GO): cytoplasm
Molecular function (GO): protein binding
Source: RefSeq, a predicted model, not a curated record
GUUCCUAGUCAAUUUGUCCGGAUAUGUGAAGUGUCCGGAUACCUAUAUUACCAGUUAAACAAGACAAAAUAAUGUUUAAAAAAAUCUGUUCCGAUCAAAAAUCGCCUGGAUACUGAAGCGUCCGGAUAUCUUAAGGUCCAUUGUAGUCUUGAAAAUAAAAUUUGGAAUGUACAUUAGAAGAUCACUUCAGGGUAUUUAUGUAAUGUUUCUCUCUUUUGUUGACCAAAUUAUCAGUAUGUGAACAGCAUGUGAUGUUCUAUUUCAUUUAACUUAAUUAUAAUCUCUGGCCCCUAAUUGUCAAGAAAAGCAAUAUAAAUCUAAAAGUCCAUGAAGCGUAUCGCCAUCAUUAUUAUGGCUUUAUUUUUAAACACGACACCAUUUUUACUCAAGCUCUUGAAGGAACAGGUUUUAAACUAGCCAUCGUCAGCUUCUCCCUUUGACAGCUAGAUCUUCAUCGGAUUUAAAAUGGCACGUGGCAUUCAAGAUCUCCCUGAUGAACUGUUACUGAUGAUAUUUUCUCACCUGUCCUUCUAUGAUAUCAUGGCGCACAUACAACGAGUGUGCGUCCGUUGGAUGGUGGUAUCCAGUGAAGAGUGUCUAUGGAAAACCUCCGGUGUACUAAAUUGGAUGGAAGAUGCUGAGAAUCUAGAAACCUUUCUGGAGCAGUUUGGCAUGAUAUCAAAGUAUAUGAAAACAUUGUGCAUAAAAAAUAUCAAUGGUAAACAUAAUGGAGACGGUUUAGGGACAGGCCUUGAAAGAUUAUACCGAAGAAAGUUUGCCGUCACCAAUUCCCUCUUAUUCCUCAGGGAUGAUAUCAACUGUCCAAGACUGGAGAGGAUUCAGGUUAUGCACUCUGAUCUUAUUUUAGAAGAGUUUAGUAAUCUCCUCGUAAAAUAUCCCCAUAUCACAGAGGUUUCCUUUGGUCACAACAAUCAAAUACGGUAUGAUACUGUUGUUCCUGCCAUUAAGAAUCUACUUACUUUAACGAAGCUUCAAAUCGAUGAAGAGCAUUUUUACAGCGAUAUGUAUGAUGACAUGGAUAAAAUGCUUUUCGACGAUACUUGGAAUAGAGAGCUUAGAAGUCUUGCUUCUGCCCACCCAGAGCUUACAAGCUUGGACAUCAAUUCAACUGGACUCAGGAGUCAAACCAUUGAGGAAUUCAUUCAAAAAUGCCCAAAGCUUAAAUGUUUGAGAAUAAGUCAAGAACAAGAAUUGAAUAGCUUAAGAGACAAUAAAGCCGCUGCCGGUCUUGAAGAAAUAGUGUUUGAAGACUGUUCCAUCGACACUGAUGGCAUUAGGAACCUGACUGCUGCAACGAAGUGGAAGCUUAAGAAACUUUCCUUGUUGAAUUGUUUGGAUUUGGACGAGCACGCUUGCCAGUACAUAGGGCAACAGAGUCCUUUGCUCGAAAAUUUUAUAGCUGCCAAACCCAUCACCUUGUCUGAUAGAGAAACUGGAUUUGGGUUUCUGACACGUGGAACUCUUAUCAACAACAAAGGUUUAAUGUACUUGUCGAGUUGUAAGAAUCUACAGGUGCUGAAACUCAGCUACUCUGCAGCAUCUAAUGUAUCUGACGAAGGCAUUUUAGCUAUUGCACAAGGAUGUCCUGAAUUAAAAACUAUCGAUCUGGAGGGAUGUUUUGGCGUGACUGAUUUUGGUGUUUUGGAGCUGUCACGUCACUGCCCUAAACUUAACCAUGUGAAUCUAACUUUCUGUCUGCACGUUACGGGAUUUGGAAUUAGUUGCCUUAUGAUGAAUUGCUUAUGGCUACAGCGGUUGCAGGUGCAUUCCUGUUUCUUCAUUUCAAACGUAAAGUUGCACGAUCAUGUAAAUUUUCCUGGACUCCCCGUGUGUGCAAUUACGCCCCUGACAGAAUUAGAAAACACACAGAAUGAAAAUGAGGAAGAAGUAUCUUGCACUUGCUAUCGUUUGCUGCAACAUGGCCCAUCCAUCGAGGAGGGUCAGAGAUACUGUGUAAAGGUAUAUCAAGCCUAUGAUAAAAUCAAACAGAUGCUUCGUAAUGAUGACCAAUCACACGAGGAAGAUUCAGGGGAAGGAACGGGUCUUUUUCAUUCAAACGCUCAAGCAAAAGGAUUUUGUGAAGAAGGCGUAGAGAGGACGGGAGUUUGUGUAUCUAAGACCCAUGAAACAGAAGAUUGUGGGUCAAGAGCCAGGUCAAUAGAAGAUUGUGGACAAUCCAGAGCAACCGGAGCUUCUGGGUCCAAAGCCCUAGCAACAGAUACCUGUGGUGCAAUAUUCCAAGGGCCGAGAAUACCUCCAUACAAAUUCUCAUCAGAGCACUCUUGGUUGAGGAAUUUAGACCUGUCUUGUUGUCACAGAAUAACAGAUGCUGAUAUCACAGAAAUUUCUAGAUGUUGCCCAGAUAUUCAGAUUCUUGAUCUAUCAUUCUGUCCACAGUUAACAGAUGAGGGUGUCGAGGCUGUUGCGCAUCAUUUGAAGAUUUUAUUUGAGUUGGCCUUGGAGGGCAUUAGGCAUCUCACAGAUCGAUCUUUGAUAGCUCUGACGGAGAGAAACCUGGGUACCUUAACGCUGAACACUUCGUCUAACAUGUCAAUUCAGGAAUUGCAGGAAUUAGUCCAUUCUAAUAGUAGGUUACGUAAAUUAACUAUUUUUAAUGAUGAGACAACAUCCGCAGUGUUCAACAAAGACGUGAUUGAUGAAAUUGUAUCUCAGGCGGAAAACUGUUUUGUUGUUAAAGACUUCGGACUGGCAAUUGUAAUCAAGAGUUCCUCAUAAUUUAUCAAAAUGCAUUUACAGUGGAAUAAUACCUUUUCGA